Messenger RNA from Pyrgilauda ruficollis (rufous-necked snowfinch), 2992 nucleotides. RefSeq names its product sphingomyelin phosphodiesterase 4 (gene SMPD4). NCBI's taxonomy places the organism in Eukaryota, Metazoa, Chordata, Aves, Passeriformes, Passeridae. The coding region runs from base 57 to 2645 and encodes 862 amino acids. The transcript is spliced from 20 exons. Gene Ontology annotation, molecular function: sphingomyelin phosphodiesterase D activity. The record is from RefSeq and is a predicted model, not a curated record. Gene Ontology annotation, biological process: ceramide biosynthetic process; glycerophospholipid catabolic process; sphingomyelin catabolic process.
CGGCGGCGGGCGGGGGCAGCGCUGAGGGCUCCGAGGGACGGGAGCGGAGCGGCGGCAUGGCCGGGCCGCACCUGCAGCAGCCCAGCUUCCUGCUGGCCACGCUGAAGGCGGAUUGUGUCAACAAACCGUUUGCGCAGAGGUGCCGCGACCUGGAGACCGUCAUCGAGGAGCUGCCCGCCAAGGAACUACAUGGCAUCUUCCCGUGGCUGGUGGAGAGCAUUUUUGGCAGCCUGGAUGGCAUCAUCGUGGGCUGGAAUCUGCGCUGCUUGCAAGGAAGAACAAACCCUAAUGAAUAUUCUGUGGCCUUGGAUUUCCUGGAUCCCAGUGGCCCGAUGAUGAAGCUGGUUUACAAACUCCAAGCAGAAGAGUACAGAUAUGAUUUCCCAGUCUCAUAUCUUCCAGGCCCUGUGAAGGCUUCAAUACAAGAGCAAGUUCUACCAGAAUGCUCUUUAUACCACAACAAAGUCCAGUUUCCUUCCUCUGGUGGUUUAGGUUUGAAUUUGGCUCUUAAUCCAUUUGAGUAUUACAUGUUUUACUUUGCAAUCAGUUUGAUUACUCAGAAGAACUCACCUGUCACCCAUCAUGUCAGCCCUUCCAACAGUGCUUAUUUCAUCCUGGUGGACACGUACCUCAAGUGUUUCCUACCCACAGAAGGAAGUGUCCUUCCCCCACCUUCUUCAAAUCCUGGGGGAGCCAUCCCUUCCCCUACUCCCAGGUCCCCAGCAGUGCCCUUCUCCUCCUAUGGCAUGCACCACACCAGCCUGCUGAAGCGGCACAUCGCCCACCAGCCCUCUGUGAACGCUGACCCAGCCUCCCAGGAGAUCUGGAGAUCAGAAACACUGCUUCAGAUCUUUGUUGAAAUGUGGCUUCAUCAUUAUUCACUGGAAAUGUAUCAGAAAAUGCAGUCCCCUCACGUCAAGCUGGAGGUUCUCCACUACCGACUCAGUAUCUCCAGUAAACACCACGGUAGUCCUGCCCAAUCCAGCUACCAGGCCCUCCACGCAUACCAACUGUCUCCACCAAUGGCAGAUUUCUGCCUCUCACACAAUAGUCAUUUAAGCAAACCUUGCGUGGAAGAAAAGAUCAGAAUUUGCAUGGCUGUCACCCAGAUUAAGGAGUCAUUCAAGCCCACUGAAGAGCAUGUGCUGGUGGUAAGACUGCUUGUGAAACAUCUGCAUGCUUUCAGCAACAGCCUGAAGCCAGAGCCUCUCUCCCCUUCAGCCCACUCCCACACAGCCAGCCCACUGGAGGAGUUUAAAAGGGUUGUGAUUCCUCGGUUUGUCCAGGAGAAGCUUUAUAUCUUUUUGCAACACUGUUUUGGCCACUGGCCUCUGGAUGCCUCUUUCAGAGCAGUUCUUGAGAUGUGGUUGAGUUACCUGCAGCCCUGGAGGUACGCGCCCGAAAAGCCCCCACAAAGCACAGAGCCUUUGCCUCGCAGCGUCUCGGAGAAGUGGGCUGCCUUCAUUCAAGAGAACCUGCUCAUGUAUACCAAGCUGUUUGUGGGAUUUCUGAACAGAGCUCUUCGGACAGAUUUGGUCAGUCCAAAAAAUGCCCUCAUGGUGUUCCGAGUAGCUAAAGUCUUUGCUCAGCCCAAUCUAGCUGAAAUGAUCCUAAAAGGAGAGCAGUUAUUCCUGGAGCCAGAACUUGUGAUUCCCCACCGUCAACACCGACUUUUUAUGAGCCCCACUCUUGGUGGGAGUUUUUUGUCAUCACGGUCUCCAGCUGUUACAGAUACCUCAUUUAAGGUGAAGAGUCAUGUUUACAGCCUGGAAGGACAGGACUUCCAGUAUAAACAGAUGUUUGGCACAGAAGUCAGGAAUUUGGUGUUAAAACUGGCCCAGUUAAUUUGUCAGGCACAGCAGACAGCAAAGUCCAUAUCAGACCAUUCUGCAGAGACAAUGGCCAGCCAGUCCUUCUUCUCGUGGUUUAGGUUCACACCAUCUGAUGUGAAUGGUUCCUACACAGGCAAUGACCUUGAUGAAAUUGGGCAGGACAGCAUCAAAAAAACAGAUGAAUACUUGGAGAAGGCACUGGAAUAUUUGUGCCAGAUCUUUAAGCUGAGUGAAGCCCAGCUGACCCAGAUGAUGAUGAAGUGUGGGACAGCUCAAGAUGAGAAUGGAAAAAAACAGCUUCCAGACUGCAUUGCAAGCGAGAACGGCCUCAUCCUUACACCCCUUGGCAGGUACCAGAUCAUAAAUGGCCUACGCAGGUUUGAGCUGCAGUACCAAGGGGACACCGAGCUCCAGCCCAUCCGCAGCUACGAGAGCGCUGCUCUGGUGCGGCUCCUGUUCCGCGUGUCCUCGGCGCUCAACGAGAGGUUUGCUGAUCAGAUGGAAGUGCUUUGCUCCAGGGACGAUUUUGUUGGCAGACUGUGUCGCUAUCACCUGACCAACCCCCAGCUCAUACAGAAAAUCAGGUACAGCCCCGUGGUGAGGGACAGAACGAGCCAGAACUGGGGACCCAGGAUCAGUCUGAGGUUUCUGGCCAGCUACAGGACUCUGAUCUCUUUGCUGAUGAUCUACUUCCUUGCAUCCUGGUUUUAUGUCGGGCCAGUUGGCUGCACAUUCAUUAUCCUAAUUGGAUAUUUUCUUUAUGCUGUAAUAAUGACUUUUUUCUUCGAAGGAUGGAAACCACAUGAACACUAGUUUCCUCUUCCUGGCUUCUAGAAAUAAAUGUUUUAAGGAUGAGCCCGAGAUUCCAUGACUAAAAUGUUUUAAUUAUAUCAGCUCUUCCUAAAAUAUUUUUUAAUACUAAAGUUAAUGAAGUUUUAUAAACAUUGAUGUGGCCUUGUAGAGAUAAUCAAUGUAAAUUUUAUUUUUAUAAAACUCUUCCUGUACACUCGAGUGAUUAUAUUGUUUGGAUUUUCUUUUUGAGGGGAGAAGAAUGAGCCAUGAGUAUUUAUAAAACUGAGUCAUGCCACAGGUGUAUCCCAUCACUGACCUCUUGACCAGUUCUUCCAGUUCACUGAGGACAGGAAGGAUGUGGUCCAUGA